Messenger RNA from Alligator mississippiensis (American alligator), 1827 nucleotides. Its product is annotated as histone H4. The transcript has a single exon. Gene Ontology annotation, cellular component: nucleosome. The record is from RefSeq and is a predicted model, not a curated record. NCBI's taxonomy places the organism in Eukaryota, Metazoa, Chordata, Crocodylia, Alligatoridae. Gene Ontology annotation, biological process: nucleosome assembly. Gene Ontology annotation, molecular function: protein heterodimerization activity; DNA binding; structural constituent of chromatin. Bases 1244 to 1555 code for a protein of 103 amino acids.
CGUUUACACUUUAGUUUAUGUGAAGUUCAGUAACAAACCAAUUCUGUUUUUAAGGAGACAAGUGACUUGCCUUUGCUGUGAAUUAAAGAUCUGAGUACUUUUCCUGUGUCUUAAUAAUCCCUUUUUAAUGCUAUUCAGCCGUAUUGUGAGUUUUCUCUAAGGAAGGGAUGAAACUUAAUGUGUCCUGGGAAGUCACUCAUUUACACUGAAGGUGUGCGCUUGCACUUGAAGUUUUUAACGUCUUACGGCGAGGCCUGUCUGUGCUGAUGUAAUCAGAGCCUACCUCCUGGAGUAAUGGAGAAAGGUGAUCUUUGUCACGGAAUCGUGAAAAGCAACCAUUAAAGCAGUAGUAGUGCUGAGGUGAUGUUGGUGUCCUGAUCUUAAAAAAUAUGUGAAAAAGGUAUCUACUAAAACGAUGGGGGGAGGGUGUAGCUGUAGGUGUGGGCAGGUAGCAGCUCUCAGAUGUUCAGCUAGAUGAGCCAAACCUUCCCCACCCUCAGGUUUCCGAGAAGAGUCAUCUUGGAGGCAAGCUGAUGUAUACAACUCGAAGCUGAAAACAGGUUCAGGGAAGCGAAGCUUUUCUCCUUCCCUUCCUUCCUUCCUCCAAUGCAAGGGUCGUGCGUGGGCAAGGAUAAAACCGUGAAAAUGGCCUUUGACGGCGUUAUUAUUGUUGCACUAAGGAUGUUAUCCCAGGAAGCAACGAAAGAAAACGGACGCAACUAUCCCGCUGUGGCUUUAGUCACAGAGAAGUGGGUUAGUUCUAAGAUCUAAGGGGGUGGGGGGCAGUAGCAGCGUCAUGUGAGAUGAUUUGACUAGCUGCUGUCUGGUCUGAAUGUGCUUCUACGAUUAUCAGAGCACAGAUCUGUAGGGAGCUGGUGCAAGGGGAAGAAGCCAGCCCGGCUGUUUGCGGAGUCAAGAGCGAAACGGCUUUGUCCAGUGAGAGACGCGCCAAACACACCCCAGAGCUGUAGUACCGGCUUCUGUCUCCCGAACGGGAGCCAAAAACUUUGUUAUUUGAAUUUAAAGUUACUGACUUGUUUUUGAUUGGCUAGAAUGAGAUAGUCGGUGUCUGAUUGGAAAGAAAUAAAUUGUGUCACCCAGUGGGGAGGAGUGCAGUGGUCAUUUCCGCCUUGCAGCCCCCAGUUUUCUCUCUAGUCCGCACCUCGCGUAUAUAUGUACGUACGACAGUUUCUUGACUUUAUAUUGAUCGUUUGUAACUGAUCUAGUUGGAGGGGACGCGAAAAUGUCUGGACGCGGGAAGGGCGGCAAGGGGCUGGGGAAAGGAGGCGCCAAGCGGCACCGUAAAGUGCUGCGCGAUAACAUCCAGGGCAUCACCAAGCCGGCCAUCCGCCGCCUGGCCCGCCGCGGGGGCGUGAAGCGCAUCUCGGGGCUCAUCUACGAGGAGACCCGCGGGGUGUUGAAGGUUUUCCUGGAGAACGUCAUUCGCGACGCUGUUACCUACACGGAGCACGCCAAGAGGAAGACCGUGACCGCCAUGGACGUGGUCUACGCCCUGAAGCGCCAGGGCCGCACCCUCUACGGAUUCGGUGGUUAAGCCUCGCGAAAGAAACCUAGAACAGCUGUUGGACCCAAAGGCCCUUCUAAGGGCCACUCACUUCUGCACGGAAAGAGCUGGGCUCUUUCGAGAGAGACGCUCGUUCUCAGUCAAUGCUUUAAAUAGUAUUUUGUAAGCCGAGUGUUUUACAAACCGAGAGCUUAAGCUCCGCUUAGCUUGGUAUUUGGGGAGAAAGCAAGUUACUGGUGCGCGUGUAGUAGAUAACGGAUCUUGUCAGGGUAACAAAAAUAAACGAUCUAUUGUUUUCUUUG